CUCCGUACAUUUUUUAAAAUUUUUACAUUUCAUGCAAUUAUAGUUCUAUUUAUUAUACAUUUGAAUUUUUUUAAAUGAAAUCCUAUAUCCAAAUAUUUUCAUUCUUUCCAUCUAAUUGAUGAAGAGGUGACACAAUUUUCUUCUAAAAGAUAGCUAUCGAUUACUUCAACAUAUUAUUGCUUUGCCAUAUUUAUCAAUUUCAUCUUUCAUCUUCUUCACUUGGUCUUCCAAUUUCUAAAAUUUGUUGGAAAUGGAGGUCGUCCCGAGUAAAUCAAAUACGUGUAAGAAGGAAUCCGUCCCACAUGAAAACGGCUAACGAAAGCGUGUCCAGCUGUAACUCGAUCACGCCAUCCAGUUGUGACUCAAUCACCGAUUCCUUAUCGCUGUCAAACUCUCUGUUCACAACCGACUCCAGAUUGAAAUUGCGAAUUUCCCUCGCUCGGCGCAUCUAUAUAUAUAUUCAGUCCUCGUGUUUACCGAUCAUUGAAUAUCUUAUAUCUAUUUCUCGAAUCAUCACUUCUCUCUUAUAUUUUUAUACAUUUCAAUUCAAUUUAUUUCUAUAAGAUAAGAUGGCUCAAUUCGGAGUGUUUUUGGUGAUGGUAUUGGCCUUGUUCUUGGUUGGAUCUGGUACAGCUCAAUCUCCUUUAGCCGCUCCAGCUCAAUCCCCGGGAAGAUCUGUAGUUCGACCGUCACCACCACAGGCGACAGUUUCCGCACCGGUACCGGCACCGGCGAGAUCUGUAGUUCCCACCGUCGCACCAUCUCUGGCUCCUGCUCUAGCUCCUUCUGCUGUUUCACCGGUCGCUUCUCCCCUGGCUUCCCCUCCCGCCAGUUCUCCAACUGCGUCUCCCCCUGUUUCCGGCGCUAAUCCGCCAUUCAACGCGCAGUCUCCUGCUGGUGCUGCUGCUAACUCUGCUUCCAGAGCUUCCGGAUCGAACAAAGUCGCCCUCGCUGGAUCUGCAGGAGUAGCUUUGUUUGCUGCUGCUUCUUUGCUGUUUUAAGUUCUGUAUAACUUCUUUUCCGAUUCUCUCGCGUUGAUUAUUUUGCAGUAUUUGUACUUAUUUUCGUUUUUUUGGAACUUACUCUUCGUAGUUUGGAUGAUCAGAGUUAGGAGUGGACAAAAUAGGUAGCAUAUAGGCCAUAAAUUCGUCGUUCACAUGUGAUUAUACCUAUAUCUCCAGUGUUGAUUGUUGUUCUCACAGUCGGUUGUGAUUCUUUUAUUGAUAUAUGAUUCUCUUUGUUAACUAC
Messenger RNA from Cuscuta europaea, 1248 nucleotides. Lineage: Eukaryota; Viridiplantae; Streptophyta; Magnoliopsida; Solanales; Convolvulaceae. The record is from the annotation of a GenBank genome assembly.